This is a messenger RNA of Frankliniella occidentalis (western flower thrips), 6697 nucleotides long. It is a transcript of the gene clu, whose product is annotated as clustered mitochondria protein homolog. The transcript has 12 exons. Lineage: Eukaryota; Metazoa; Arthropoda; Insecta; Thysanoptera; Thripidae. Bases 75 to 4271 code for a protein of 1398 amino acids. The record is from RefSeq and is a predicted model, not a curated record. Gene Ontology annotation, cellular component: cytoplasm. Gene Ontology annotation, molecular function: protein binding; mRNA binding. Gene Ontology annotation, biological process: intracellular distribution of mitochondria.
GCACGUGCAGUCUGCUAAAGAGCUAAAGUUUCGAUCUCAUAGACCCGCGCUGAGAGAGUGAAUUAGAUGUGAAUAUGGCCCUGGGCUCUGUUGUGGACAAUGCAAACGGCGUCCAAGUGAAGCAAGAAGAAAGCAGCUCAAGUGAUGAUACAUCGUCCAGCGCAAACACUGUAAGCGGGUCAGGAACCACAGCUGCUGAAGUACUCAAGAAGGGACUCAAGAUGAAGGUAGAGCAUUUAAGCAAUGGCCACUCUGAUGCCACUGUGAACGGAUCGUCAUCUCCAACUGAAGAGAACAAUAAUGCCAAUGAAAAGAAGGGCAAAGAGUUGGCAACAAAUGGGGUGCAUAAAGGAAAGAAGGGCAAGAAAUCUGGUGAGGAAGAAGGUGAAGGGGAGGAAGAGAGUACUAAGAAGGAUGAGCAGGAAGUUGUGUUCAUUCAGGAUAUGGGAUUCACAGUGAAGAUUGUCAGUCCUGGCAUUGAACCCUUUGACAUCCAGGUAUCCAGCAUGGAGCUUGUCCAAGAAAUUCAUCAAUUGUUGAUGGAUCGUGAAGAUACCUGCCACCGAACAUGUUUCAGCCUCCAGCUCGAUGGCAAUACACUUGAUAAUUUUGCAGAGCUAAAAAAUAUUGAGGGACUUUCGGAGGGUUCCGUCAUUAAAGUUGUUGAGGAACCCUACACUAUGAGGGAGGCCAGAAUUCAUGUACGCCAUGUGAGAGAUCUUUUGAAGUCUCUUGACCCUGCAGAUGCGUACAAUGGAGUAGAUUGCAGUUCCCUUGCAUUUCUGAAUGUGGUAACUCAGGGUGAUAUCACAGAAAAAAAAAAGAGCCGUCCAGAAAGUGUCGACUGUACUCCUCCAGACUAUAUUAUGCCCAGUAGUCGGGAGCGGCCCUUGUUGCCUAUUCAGCCCCAACAUAAGGAACAGAAGGGCCCCCAGUGUGUUAAAGUUCUAACCACUUCAGGGUGGAAUCCUCCUCCAGGCUACAGGAAAAUGCAUGGUGAUCUCAUGUACUUGUAUGUCGUUACUCUAGAGGAGAAGCACUUCCACAUUACAGCUUGCUCAAGAGGAUUCUUUGUAAACCAGUCAUCUGAAGAGGAUUUCAACCCAAAGCCAGCAUCACCAAGCCACCUUUGUCACUCAUUGAUUGAACUUUUAAGUCAAAUCAGCCCUGCAUUCAAACGUAAUUUCUCUACUCUUCAGAAGAAACGAACUCAAAGACACAUUUUUGAGAGAGUUGCCACACCUUAUCAAUUAUAUGCUUGGUGUGCUCCACAAAUGGAACACACGGUUGAUGCCAUUCGAGCAGAGGACACAUUCUCAUCCAAACUGGGAUAUGAGGAGCAUAUACCUGGUCAAACAAGAGAUUGGAAUGAAGAAUUGCAGACAACUCGCGAGUUGCCUCGCAAGAACCUUCCAGAAAGACUGUUGAGAGAACGAGCCAUCUUCAAAGUUCACAGUGACUUUGUCGCUGCUGCUACUCGUGGAGCAAUGGCAGUAAUUGAUGGCAAUGUUAUGGCAAUCAACCCAGGAGAUGAAUCCAAAAUGCAAAUGUUUAUUUGGAAUAAUAUAUUCUUCUCACUUGGCUUUGAUGUGAAAGAUCAUUACAAAGAACUAGGAGGAGAUGCUGCAGCAUUUGUUGCCCCAAGGAAUGAUCUUCAGGGUGUUCGCGUGUACAGCGCUGUUGAUUUGCCAGGCCUGUACACGCUGGGAACAGUUGUUAUUGAUUAUAGAGGGUACCGUGUAACUGCUCAGUCCAUCAUCCCUGGAAUUCUUGAGAGAGAGCAGGAGCAGUCUGUUGUCUAUGGCUCUAUUGACUUUGGCAAAACAGUUCUUUCACAUCCCAAGUAUAUGGAACUGCUUGCUAAAGCAGGUCAGCAGUUGAAGAUACAGCCACACAAAGUUCUGAAUGAUAAGGGUGAAGUAGUUGAGCUUUGCUCCUCAGUAGAGUGCAAAGGCAUCAUAGGAAAUGAUGGACGUCACUACAUUUUGGAUCUUUUACGAACCUUCCCUCCAGAUGUGAAUUUCUUAAAAUUAGACGAUGAAGAGCCACUCAGUGAAGAAGUUCGGGCUAUGGGCUUUCCUAUCGAACACAAGCACAAACUGUGCUGUCUACGUCAGGAGCUUAUUGAUGCCUAUGUUGAGUCAUGUUACCUGAGAUUUAUCAAAUAUGCUGCAGUUCACUUGCAGCAGUUGGGAAGGAAACAGCAAGAGCGGAAGCAAAUUGAAUCUGCUAAAGAAAAAGCAAUCAAUGAGCAAAACCAGAAAGAAUCUGAUGCUGCAGACAAGAAAGAUGCUGAAAAGAAAGAAUCUAAGAAAGACUCCAAGGAUGAGAAAGAAAAAGAUGGUGAAAUGGAAGCAGAUGAAGCAAAGAAAUUAGUUGAGAGCAUUACAGAUUCCUUGACCAAUGGUGAUAAGAAGGAUUUGGAAGAAAGUACAAGGUCAAUUGUACGCCAGGCAGCAGAGCAUGUUGGGUCUCUGAAAGAGGCUGAGUUUGACAUAAGCUUCAACCCUGAUGUGCACUCUCCUGGUGUACAGCAUGUUAGUCCUGAUGGACCACAACUCAAGAAGGAGCGAAAUCUUGUUAGAGAUGCUGCUCGGUUCUUGGUCAGCACCCAAAUCCCUGGCUUUAUCCGUGACUGUUUAGAUCAUUCAAUGCCUAUGAUGGAUGGUCCCACUCUCGCUGAAUCUUUACACACUCGUGGUAUCAACAUUCGGUACCUCGGUAAGGUAGCUGAGCAACUAGCUGGUGUUCAGCAGCUUGAGUACCUGUAUCACAUUGCUGUCAGUGAAUUAGUAACCCGAUCCGCCAAGCAUUUGCUGACAACAUACAUGCAAUCUGUUGAGCUAAUGAGCCUCUCAGCAGCUGUCAGCCACUUCCUUAACUGCUUUCUCUCGUCAUGUGCUGUGCCUCAUCCCCAACAGGUUCCUGAUGAGCUGCAAAGUCGUACGAAACGGCGCAAUAAAAGGAAGGGACGAGGCACCAACUCCCUCAUUGCUGCAGACAGUCUUGAGUGGGCUUCACUUACACCUCGCUCACUGUGGUCUCAGCUUCGUGCAGACCUCAAAUCAUAUUAUGGAUGGGCUCUUCCUGUUGAUAACAUUGAUGCUUUAGUAGAGACAUUCAGUCUCCAAAAGAUUUCGUUGCUGAGGUCGUUUUGCAUUAAAACAGGUAUCCAAAUUUUGCUUCGAGAGUAUACUUUUGACUCUAAGAACAGGCUGACAUUCUUUGAAGAAGAUAUCCUAAAUAUCUUCCCAGUUGUAAAGCACAUUAAUCCUCGAGCAAGUGAUGCUUACAACUUCUAUACUACUGGACAAAACAAAAUUUCACAAGGAUUUAUGAAAGAUGGAUAUGAGCUGAUUUCAGAAGCUUUGAACCUUUUGAAUAAUGUUUAUGGAGCUAUGCAUCCUGAAAUUGCUCAGUGUUUGCGUAUGCUAGCCCGCUUAAGUUAUUUGAUGGGUGAGCAUGUUGAUGCCUUGUCAUAUCAGCAAAAGGCAGUCCUCAUGUCUGAAAGGGUUAAUGGCAUUGAUCAUCCCAACACCAUCACUGAAUAUACUCAUCUGGCCUUAUACUGCUUCGCCAAUAGCCAAGUUAGCACUGCUCUAAAACUUCUGUAUAGAGCUCGCUAUCUUGCUCUCCUUGUUUGUGGGGAGAACCAUCCUGAAAUUGCCUUGCUUGAUAGCAAUAUUAGUUUGAUUCUUCAUGCAGUUGGAGAGUUUGAAUUAUCAUUGCGAUUCCUAGAAAAAGCUCUGGCGCUCAAUAUCAGAUAUUAUGGAUCAAAUUCUAUCAAAGUUGCAGUUAGCUACCAUCUGGUAGCCCGAACCCAAAGUUGUAUGGGUGAUUUCAGAGCUGCUUUGAACAGUGAGAAGGAAACUUAUUCCAUUUACAAACGACAGCUUGGUGAGGAUCAUGAGAAGACUCGGGAGUCAUCAGACUGUUUACGCCAUUUAACUCAACAAGCAGUUGUACUCCAGAAAAAGAUGAAUGAAAUUUACACAGGAAAGCCGGGUGCCAGCUUGCCUCCAAUUCAGAUCCAACCUCCCUCUAUGGGUUCAGUUUUAGAUAUGCUCAAUGUUAUCAAUGGCAUUCUCUUUUUACACAUUAGCCCUCAUGACAUUGAGAUUUUGAAGGCAGAAAUGGAGAAGAGGCAGCCUUCAGGUGCUUCAAAUUCAGAGGAAAAGGCUGCAAUUGAAGGAAAAGGAGAGGAUGAAAAAACAGCUGUACCAACAACUGACAAGACUGAUAGUGAUACCGCUGUGGCUGCAUCAAGUUGAGAGAGACUUGAUGGCCAUUGGACUAGCGACCUGAACAAUUUUUAUGACUGCAAUAUUUGUGGCCUUGUGCUGCCUUGUAAGGGAGCCUCACCUCUUCUGGGGUGCAAAUGGAGGCCAUGUGACCAGCAAUUGGAACAAACAUAGGAAUGAAAAUGCAAUGCCCAUCUUAGUGCUCGUGUGCUAUUGCAGGAAAGUGUUGUUUUGUCCUCCACAUGAUAUUUCAUUACUGUAGUUGUGAGCUACAACAGUGCAGGAUGAUGGUUCUCUAAGUUGCCAGUGCAUGUGAGCAUCCAAUAUAAUUGGUCUACUGGUCUGGAUGCUGCUGUGAAACUGGUGCAUGUACUACCACUCUAGCUAGAGUUCAAUUAUUUGAUCUUUAUCACUUUAUGUUUUACUGAGUCUUUGUUAUACACCAAAUGUUUUAGUUUGUUUUGAGCUGUUAUAUUCUUGAGCCUAGUGUUCUUGACUCAAGAUUGUUGUCGUUGAGGUGCUAAGACAAAUAAUUGUUCAGUUACGUAUUGUUAUCGUAGGCUGAUAGAAUUUUAUAACGUGUGCACAUGAUCAGUUAAAAUGUGCAGGUGGCCUUAUUGUUUGUUUGUAAUGUGAUAUGUGUGCACAUGAGUGCCAGCCUGUAGUUUAAGUCAUACCCUGUUCCCUAGGUAAUAGAAUUGAACAAAAUAGUUUUUAUAAAGUUGCCUUUUUUAUAGUUUUAGAAUAAUGUGCAUUGGUAUUCAAGGCAUGAUGAGCACUAAAGCAAUAAUGUGAUUCUGUGGCCUUUAUUGUCAUUGCCUAUGUCAUCCCAUCAUUAACAUCUGCCAUUCUCAUUGUUUUCUCCCCUCAUUUCUAGUUAGAGCCAUUAACUCCAAUAGAUUUGCCAAAGGUUUUUUUUUCCAUCCUGCCCUAUUUUAAAUCUUUAUUCUUCCUUGUCAUUGUGCUCUAUCAAUCGAUGGGUGUCAUGUGCAGUGGGACAAGUCAAGAACAAAAUAUUUUCAUUGCAUUGAGGUUUGAAGUAUGUGAUGCUCUCGUGCUGAGAGUAAUCAUUCUACUCCUUUGCCCGGCUUCAUAGCUGGACAGUAGUCAUGAAGAGUAGGUUGUGGUAGCUAUUUAGUGUAGUCCCUGUGUUGUAGUGAUUGUAUUGUUAUUGAAUCGGUUAACAUUCCAUCUUGGCUGGUGUGGAGCUACUGUGCUGUACAGUGCCCCACUCCACCAAUCGAGACUGUUGACCUCAUGACUUGACACCAAAUGAUGCAUCAAACAGUUUGAGCAUUUGAGCCCUAGAUUUCUAUAAAUUUGUAUUUUCUUUUUUUGCUAUGAAAUUUUGUGGAAGAACCCAGACCUAUUUUCAGAAUUAUGGCAAAUGUUUUACAUAAGAAAAUGAUAUAUUUCAAUAUGUAUUGUGAUAAUGUUUUUAAAUGUGAAAUGAUGUUGCUGAUCCUGACUGUUGAGUGAGUGCUUUAUAUUUUUCAUAAGUGUAUGGGUAAUUGCUCAAACAAGUCCAAGGAUAGUGGUUUUUAUCAUUCUGAUUUUGAAGUAAGGUAUGAGAAGUAUGCAUCUCUAUUUGCAUUAAUUGUGGUACAUGACUGUAUUGUAAGGUGGCUUCAGGUAAUGAAGUUUAUUUAGUGCCAAUGGAUUUGUCCUGAGCAUGAACCAUACAAUUUACAGAAUUCUGGUCAAAUUCCUUCAAGACUUCUUUACUUUUGGCUUGUGAUCUGUUAAGGGUAUGGCUUUUUAGUACACUAUUUUGGCUGCAGUUUAACGGGUGUUUACACUACCCUCCAUUGGUGAUGGUCAUGUUAGCAAUAAUAGUGAUACAUGUAAUUUUGCUUUCAGUAACAGGGCCAUUAAAAUGUAAUGAUGUAGCUUGCUUUAGAAUGUGUAUUAAAUUGUGUCAGGUUUCUGAAUUUGCCUCUGCUCCAAUUUAGUGCUGUCCACUGACUUUACUUUAUAGUGCCAUACUUUGAGCAGUCAUAAUUAAAAUAAGUCAAAUAAUUCAAAAUUUGGUAAGUUGGCAAUAAUGCAUUAAUGAUCUGUGUAUACUUGGUAAAAAUUUUAAGAAGACUUAUUGGCGGAGAAAAGCCUGUAAUCAUUGUGUAAAAGUGAUGUUUCCAAUUGUUUACUAAACAUUGCAAAGUUUAUUACAAACGUUUUUCUUUUUAUUUUGUUGAAUCUUCAUAUAUUUUGCUAGUCAUCAGAUAAUACCUGUUAAAUUUGUUAAUGUGUUAUUAAGGGUGUGUUGCAUCGUUACAUAUUCUUGCUCAAGUCAUCAUUGAUCCAUAACACUACAAUUUGAUAGGGUUUGAAUGUAUUUUCCUUCAUUAGUUUCAAAACAUGUCAUUGAAACUAGCCUGUAUGUGAGAACUGUUGUUCUGAUGGUUCCAGGUCAUGUAACUAAUAAAAUUGAAAUGUUUGUUGGGUAACCAAUGAAA